AUGAGUCGAAAUAACAACUCCAGAAAAGAUAAUCGCAGAGUCCCCGUGCCCUGGGACGAGUGUAGGGACGAGUGUAGGGACGAGUGUAGAGAAGAGUGUAUGGAAGGGUGUAAAGAGUGUAUGGAAGAGUGUAUGGAAGGGUGUAGGGAAGAGUGUAGGGAAGAGUGCAUGGAAGAGUGCAUGGAAGAGUAUUGGGAAGAGUAUUGGGAACAGGAAGAAUACUGGGAAGGGCGUCGCCGGGAGGUGGGUAGAUUCUGGCCGUCGGAGGGGCUCAUUCAGAAGGAUCAGUCCGCCAGUCCAAGACGUGAUACCGUAUCGGCUAAGCCAAAAUCACCUCAGUCCCGCAUAGAUGACAGAGACCAUGGUAUGCGGCUCGUACACUUCGAUCGUCACCGAUACAGUACAACAACACGGGCAUCUAGGGACUUGCAAAAAAUGCUUGGAGAUAUGCCGGGAUACCACGGAGAUUACAUCCUCGGUCUAUGA
Trichoderma asperellum CBS 433.97 is the source of this 486-nucleotide messenger RNA. RefSeq lists its product as uncharacterized. NCBI's taxonomy places the organism in Eukaryota, Fungi, Ascomycota, Sordariomycetes, Hypocreales, Hypocreaceae. The record is from RefSeq and is a predicted model, not a curated record.